AGCCGCUCGGGUCCGUUAUCAACGGUUAGAGGAAGUGAUUUGUGUUGCGUGCGACACCGCGCUUUGGUGAGCCACUCCCAAGUUCCCGUUCUCAAGUGAUGUUAGUUAAGUGGAAGUCCAUUGAGUUAACGACUAUAGCGCGGCACUUGUUUGAACGAGUUCUCUUCUGAAUGGAGGGUACACAGCAUUACAUCGCAUCGCUCGACAUUGGUACCACCACGAUCCGAUGUUUCAUCUAUGCCGCCAAACGGAACGGAACACCGACCACAGUGGGGACGGCCUAUGACCAUGUUGACUUGAUCUAUCCAUCGCCGGGAUGGGUCGAAAUAAAUCCAGACAAGCUGUGGGCCAGUGUCCUUAGAACGAUCGAACGAGCCACGGAAGACGCAAAAUUAACGAUCGGUCAGCUUACUUGCCUUGCCCUUUCGACACAACGAAACAGCUUCACUUGCUGGAACCGUGAAACGGGCCAAGUUUAUCACAACUUCAUCACCUGGAAGGACCUGCGUGCCGACGGACUCGUGAAGCAAUGGAACGACAGUCUGACGCUGCGGUUACUCAAAUUUGGUGCCAGCGUUCUGCAUUUCUUCACCCGCAGCAAGCGGUUUCUGGCCGGCAGUGUAAUUAAGAUGAUGAACGCACAAGUGACUUUACGAUUGUCCUGGGCGCUGCAGAACAGCCCUUCGCUGCAGGAGGACCUCAAAACCGGGAACAUUCUGUACGGCACGAUCGAUUCGUGGUUGCUGUAUCGCUUGCGGCAGGGCACCGAUCGUACCGCGGUUGUCGAGCACAUUAGCGACGUGACCAACUGCACGUCAACGGGUCUGUAUGACCCCUUCAGCCAGCAGUGGGCCGGAUGGGCUACUAAUUUGUUUUCAAUCAAGCAAGAAAUACUGCCAACGGUGGUCGACAAUUCGUACGAUUUUGGCCAUGUGCACGAGUCGCUGUUGGGGGCGAAAAUCAAAAUUGCGGCAUCGGUUUCCGAUCAGUCCGCCUCGCUGUGGGGAAACGCCUGCUUUCAGCGGGGCGACGUGAAGAUCACCAUGGGAACUGGCUCCUUUCUGAACGUUAACACUGGACCGAAGUGCCUCGCAUCGCUGCACGGCCUGUACCCGUUGAUCGGGUACAAGCUGAAGGAAGCAUCGGCUACGGAUAUCACCUACCUCAUGGAGGGUGCGUCCAAUGAUACUGGUUCCAUCAUCGAGUGGGCACGGAACGUCGGGCUAUUCGAAGAUCCGGCCGAAAGUGCGUCCAUGGCGCUAUCGGUGCCAAACUCCGAUGGCGUUCUGUUUGUGCCCGCCUUCAGCGGUCUUGGACCACCCAUUCACGAUGACAAUGCCGGCAGUGGCUUCAUCGGUAUCAAAGCCUCCACUCGUAAGGAGCACAUGGUCCGGGCUUUGCUCGAAAGUUUAGCCUUCCGUGUGGCGCUCCUGUACGACUGUGCACUAAAGGAAACGGGAUUCUCCUUCAUCAGCAUCAAAGUGGACGGUGGCGUAUCGAGAAAUGACUUUAUUUGUCAAACGUUGGCCGAUCUUACGGGCAUUCAGGUGGAACGCGGUGAAGAAACGGAUUCGUCGGCACUCGGGGCAAUGUUCAUGGCAGGAUUGAACUGUGGCGUAUGGAGCUCGAAACAGCAGCUCGUCGAGGUGAGGAAGGUCCAGAAGGUAUUCUAUCCGGACGAGAGUGGCAGGGACAAGCGCUUGAGACAAAUGCGCGCCUGGGAGAGGGCGGUUGAACGAUUCAAAAAGUGGUACAUGCUGGAGGAUAUUAAAAACCUAGACUGA
This is a messenger RNA of Anopheles bellator, 1784 nucleotides long. Its product is annotated as putative glycerol kinase 5. The coding region runs from base 171 to 1784 and encodes 537 amino acids. NCBI's taxonomy places the organism in Eukaryota, Metazoa, Arthropoda, Insecta, Diptera, Culicidae. Gene Ontology annotation, cellular component: mitochondrion. The record is from RefSeq and is a predicted model, not a curated record. The transcript is spliced from 5 exons. Gene Ontology annotation, biological process: glycerol-3-phosphate biosynthetic process; triglyceride metabolic process; glycerol metabolic process. Gene Ontology annotation, molecular function: glycerol kinase activity.